AUUUUUCAUGUGGGCUGCGUAAAAGGUUCGGCUAAAGUGUGUUGUCUAAUUGGUUCCGGUUUGCAUGCGCAUGUUGGUUCUAUAUAGACAGGAAUUACCAUUUAACCAAGUGAAUGAAAUAAAACAUCAUCCAAAUGAGUACCUAGUUAUGCCAGGGCAUACUAUCCGAAUAAGGGAGCCUACAUCUUUGGUGCAAUCAAUUACAACUGGGAGGCAGAAAAAACACAUUGAUGCUGAAGAUAAUAUGAUGGCUGGUGACAUGAGUUUAUUUAGUUAUAAUACACAAUAUUCUAUUUACACAGUUAGGAGCAAGGAGAUGUCUGUUUUGCCCAGACCUAAGCUGGCAGCAGAGACUGGAAGUCAAGGAACAGAUUGAAGCUUGUAACAGAGAACACAAACAGCAAUUGUCCUAAGGAAUCAACACCUAGUGUUUAAAGCUGUGUUUGUGUUAAUCCAAGAUAAAUAUAGAUUAACCAAUCAUGCCAAAAUGCAUAGUAAAAGGAUGUACCAAUUAUGGACAAAGAAAAACUAUGUUUCACAAUGUGAUUUUACAUGUAUUUCCAAAAAAUCCUGACAUCAUAAAAACAUGGCUUCAACAGUUUCCAGAGGGUGGUGAUAUUGACACUGUAUGCCAAAAAAUUAUUGCUGGGAAAAAGACGGAUGCCUACAGAAUCUGCUCUGAACAUUUUAGCACAGACUCGUACUGCGUUCAGGGAAAUAGAUGGGUGUUAAGGAAAGAUGCAAUACCUACUAUUUUUCCAGGAAAAGAGUCUGCCUCAUCAAGUGAUACAGCAAAACCGAUCCUAAGUACAAUACCUAGCAUUCAACAAUCUGGCACGUGUGCCAAAGAUGUGCUUUUGUCUCAGUUUCCUUCUGCCUCAAAUUUUCAAAGUCACCCAGCUUUGCUAGUAAGCGCCCCAGUACCGAGCUCAAGUAACCUUACUUGUUUGCCAAUAAUUUCAUCAUUUAUAAAUUCACCCGAAAUAUCCUUUCCUGUCACUACUCCUAAAGCUGUCAAGACUGUUGAUGUUGGAGUAAACACAGAUUUUUUCAUGAAUAAUGAAAAUAAUUGUGGUGCUCAUCAAAAUGUUGGAAUGUUUUCAGCUCUGACUGUAACUGAAGCAAAACACAGCAAGGUUAAAAAUGCUAGUUAUUACCCUGGCAAGUCAAAUAAAACAGCAUUUUCGACUCCAGUUGUGAACACUCAUCAGUCUUUCAAUCCACAUCAACAAUAUACAGUAUCUCAAGAAAGUGUGUCCUCUCCUACUGAUAUUAGUUAUGACAUACCAGAUUGGGAGGAAGAUAAAAAACCUUGUCGAUCGUUACACUCAAAAGAAGAGUUGCCCAUUUUAGAUGGAGAUUGUGACUAUGAAAUGGAUACAUUGGAUACUGAGGGACCUGUAGAAGCUCAAUCAAUCUCUUUAAAUCCAUUUGAGGAUAGCACAUUGUUAGUUUUUGAAUCCUGCCUAGACAUAUUAUUAAUGUCCUCAAGAUGUUUAGGGGGAAAGAAUUGCUCCUCUGCUAUCAAGAGAAUCAAGAAGUAUUAUUCAGGGUCGUUUUUAUCUGUGAGAGCUGUAUGUCACAGUGGUCAUUAUUUUCAUCUGUGGAAUAGCCAACCCAGCAAAGGUCAGCUAGCAUAUGGCAAUGUCCUACUGUCUGCUGCUGCAUUUUUCAGUGAGUCGAGUUUUACCAAAAUAUUUUCGGUAAACAAACUUCUCCAUAUGAAGCAGAUCACAGAAUCUGCUCAUAAUCGUUAUCAGCAGAAUUUUCUGUUUCCCGUAAUUCAUCACCGUUGGAAAAAAGAACAACAACGCUUACAACUUGAAUUUUCCAGAAAAUCCCUGUGCCUGACUGGACACAGUACAUGUAAUAGAAGUGGGCUUUCACCAAAAUAUUGUUUAUAUACUCUAAAGGAAGCCACUACUAAUAAAAUUCUGAAUUUUAAGGUGGAACAUGUUUCUCCAAGUACACCAUCAAUAGCCCUUAAGAAAACUGCAUUUAAAAAGACAUUCGAUGAGAUUGUAGGUAGCAAGUUCUCUGUAGAUAUGAUAUGUACAGAUAGCCACAAGCCAAUUAGUGAGAUGAUUCAGGAGGAGCAUGGUGAAAUAGCACAUCAGGUUGAUGCUUGCCACUUUGCAAAAUCUUUGCGUACCAAACUCGUAAAAGCAAGUCGAAAGAGAAGCUGUACAGAACUGUGUAACUGGAUUGACCCAACUGUGAAUCAUUUUUGGUGGUCCUUAAAAACGUGCGGUGGAAACGUAGAAUUGCUGUUAGAAAAAUGGGCAUCGUUGGUAAACCAUGUUGCCAAUGUUCAUGAAUGGCCAGGCACGACCAAAGUGUAUCACAGUUGCACUCAUAAUCUGACAGAAAUGGCACACGAAAGAAAAUGGCUGCAGAGAGAAUCCACUGCCUUCAAUACGUUCAGAGACAUUGUUUUAUCCAAAAGGAUAAUGAAAGAUCUUUCACGUUUUUGUCAAUUUUUCCAAACAAGACAAAAUAGCUUUAACUGCAGAGAGAUUUUCAGGCACCAUCCAAGACUAUAUCAUGAUUCCUCUGAUGCCAUGGUAGCAAAAACAGCGCUUGCUGCUAUGCGUCAUAAUUUCAUCAUUGAAAAAGAACAAGCACAAUUAAAGACUGAGCUGAGGCACAUAUCUGGAUUUUCAGUGGAAAAUAAAGAAUGCCUAAUAAAUUCUGUCUCCAAGACUACAUCUAAUGAAUUUUUCUUAGAUCUUUUAAAAGAUGUGGACAAAUUUAUCAGUGGUGAGCUUGACAUCCAGGUUAAGUCCUAGUACGUCUUCAGCAGCCUUGCGCUUGUUAUUGGAAAAAAUAAAGGUUAAUGUUGUUUUAAGAAUGCAUGUCCAAAGGCAAAGAUAGAAAACACUGUUGCCUGAAGUUUUGUCAUUCAGAACAAUCAAAAAUGAAAAUCAAUAGCAGAUUUACUCAUGCUCAGAGUUUUUAGCUGAUCUUAUAUACUUCUUUUAAUCCUGUCAUUGCCCAAUAACUGUACAGGACCAGAAGUGAUUCUUAUAAAAGUUUGCAUGUAUAUGAUACCUUGAAGUGGUUACAAACUAACCAUACUAUGGACAAGGGAAAAUUAAACAUUGAACUCUUUACGGUAAUUUGCACAAAAAUCAUAAUUGAUGUGCCAGAUUUCUGAGCAUAUUCAUUUUGCUUUUUAAUAUUCCUACCAUUCCUUUCAUAUAAAGUAAUUUACCAAAACAAA
Molecule: messenger RNA, 3223 nt
Organism: Xenopus laevis (African clawed frog)
Lineage: Eukaryota; Metazoa; Chordata; Amphibia; Anura; Pipidae
Exons: 4
Coding region: 480-2789 (769 amino acids)
Source: RefSeq, a predicted model, not a curated record